Molecule: messenger RNA, 654 nt
Organism: Aspergillus oryzae RIB40
Lineage: Eukaryota; Fungi; Ascomycota; Eurotiomycetes; Eurotiales; Aspergillaceae
Exons: 3
Coding region: 1-654 (217 amino acids)
Biological process (GO): protein phosphorylation
Molecular function (GO): ATP binding; protein kinase activity
Source: RefSeq, a predicted model, not a curated record
AUGGUCAAAGUCGAAGACCCAUCGAUCCUUGAGGAAUCUGCGAAAGAUGAAUAUAAAGACCCCCUACCUCAGAAGAUUGGCCCUGAUGGUCGCACCAUCUACCUUUCACGGAAUAAUUAUGGACCCACUUUAAAGACUACUGGGAUCAUCACCAUUACCGAUUUUGAUCUUUUUGUUAAUGGAGAUAGACCUAACAACGGCUGCAUCCAAGCAGAAAUAUAUCGGGCACCAGAAGUCAAUUUGGAUGCUUGGUUUACUUACAGCGCCGAUAUAUGGAGUUUAGGGGUGAUGCUGUGGGACCUGCUGGAAGGUAAAAAGCUUUUCAAGGAUGUCGAUCCUCUCCAUGACCAAGAAUACAAUGAGCCGAACCACCUUGCAUAUAUAACUUCAUUAUUAGGACCUCCACCGGAAGAUAUCUUGGCUAGAGGAAGGAGAGCAGGACUAUUCUAUACAGCAGAUGGGACUCUGAGAAUUGAAGCUCGUGUGCCGGCAACAUUCAAGUUUGAGAAUCUAAUCAGGAAUAUACAUGGUGAUGACAAAAGGAUGUUCAUUGAAUUUGUGAGCAAAAUGAUUAAAUGGCGCCCAGAGGAACGCAGCACCGCCAAAGAAUUGCUGGAGGAUCCUUGGCUUUAUGCGGAUUUUGACGAUGACUGA